AUGAAUGGUAGGACGGUGGUGUUUCGCUCCGACAAGGCUCCAAGAUCAACUGAGAUUGUUGAGAAAGAUUCAGAAGUGAGCAGCGGCAACGGACUCACAUUCGGACGGAAGAAAGUUGUUCCUGAUCGACUUCAUCCUCUUGGAAGCGAAUCUCCACGUCAUCACCGUCAUCCGCACAUACAUCGUCACUUAUCUGUUGCCCCAACAUCCGGUACCAGUCCUUACUUACCGCGUGUAUCAAAUAGAGCUACCCCGGAAGAUUCAGACGAGGAAGUGCUCCAAUUGAGACGCCUAAAUGGCCACUUAUCAUCGAGUGCGACCGUGAUAGACUGGAUUCGCUCGUACCAGCUCGAGCGUGGGAAUUUCGCGUCAUUUGCUGUGUUCACAGAGGUCAAGCUGGACGAAGUGCAGGAAACUUACGUCGAGCAGGUUGGGAGACCAAACGCAGUGGAAGCAGCUGCUUGUUGUGCAACAUUAGUCAAGAUGCCAGGGAUUGUAGGAUGCUACAAUACGUUGCUGGAGAAACUGUCGACAGGGAUCCAAGCGGCGAUCUAUCUCCCUGAAGCUUCGCUGUCAUCGGAUGUCUCGUCACCGGAUGCGAUGACUGCGCUCGUACAGAGUUUCUACUCUCGGACUCCGUACUUUGAACGCGUUCGUGAGUUGGAGAAGUCGCUACUCGCUAGUAGAAGUAUCAUGGAUCCGAACGUGCUGAAGGCAGUGACUAUAGAUGAUGUCGCUCGGAUCUUCCAGUACGCUCCCUUUGCUCACGUCCAAGCUGGUCUAGCGAAGGUAUACGCCACCAACUCGGCCAUGCUAGACCAGCUUAUCACAGCUCUCCAGUAUCAACAAGGACUGCUUGUAUUAAGGCGACGAGACGGUAAAGAUGUGGAUGAUCCAGACUACCCUGUACACGUACCGCUUGUCACGAGUGCCCAGAUCUGCCGUGCUAUAACUCACAACGCCGCGUCUUUCAGCUCCAGUGGUCGAGAUAUGAUCCUCUGUGCCAUCGUGGACUUAAUCGAGCCGAAUUCAUUCCGUGACGUGUAUCAGCACUUUGAUACGCACGGGCAAAUGUGUUUCCUGCACCAUUUGAGUGUCGUGGAAGGGAUGGACAAGUUGGAGUUAGUUGUCGACGCUCUACCGAAUGCCGGUGAGUCGCUCUUUCGCUUUUAUCUCGCCACAUGCUCGGGUCAAAUGGGGGAUAUACUCGAUGGCGAGGGAACGACAAGUGGACUUAGCUCCAAAGACGUCUUCUUCUCUAAGUUGUUGAGCUCAGAUACGGAGUUUUUCUUUAUCAGUGACCUAGCAGCGUACUUAACCGAAGCGCAAUGGCAUUUGCUGUCGAAGGAUGACCGUUUCCAGAUGAUUAUGAUGAAAUACCUGCGUCACCAGAACUUGUCUAGUGCUCAAGUGCUGCAACUAGUGGCGAAUACGUUCCUCUCGAUGCUGGAGAAGAAGGAGUUCAGUCAACUAUUCGACAAGUGCUGGGCUCAGUUCCCUCUCGACAGUCAGUGGUCCAAAGCUUUAGCGGUGGUACAGGAUCUUGGAAGUGAGAGUUCGUCAACGCUUGACGUAAAUCCGGAUCAUAUUGCAGCUAUCCGGUUGAAAAUGUUGAAGAAAAUCUUCAUGAUGUUGACACGAGAGGAGAGAGCUACGUGGAUGGACAGGAUAAACAUUAAGUACCCGACUGAGAGCUACAAGAGGAAGAUCCAAGACCUGAAAGAUGCAACAACUACCGCACUGAAUACACCACCCGAUCUAAGUGAUCCCUCGACGCACCUCGCUCGCAUGAAAGCAGACUUGAAGAUACGCUGGCUGGAAGCUAUCUUGGAAUCCAUGCUGAACGAUAACGAGAGCUCGGAGUGGCUAGCUGCACUCAAGCUGGCCUUGCUGCCAUUCGCUGACGGGAAGAUGCCGCCACCACCAACGCCGCCGCAAGAAGUUAAACCAACGCUUGCAUCGGUCGGAGAGCUGCUGGAUCAGCUCAGUGCUGCUGACAGAGCCGCGCUCUUGGCAAAGCUGAUGCCGCCACCAAUCGACAAGGCUCCAGAAAACAAGGUGAUGGUUGAUCGUGCUGACUCACCAGUCAAAGAACUAGAACAACCCAGUGUUCAUACAUUAACGCACAGUUUGUCUCGAAGACUCAAGCGCAGACUCACAGCUGUAGCUGCUGUCGCCGAGCCGAUUGAAUGGCACGAGUACGUCAAAGUCGGUUGUCUGGACGUUGGCUGCCAAACGUAUUUCGAAAUCGAACAGGAAGCUGCUGAUACGUUGAGCCCACUUGGGCUCGAGCCCCCUCAAAGAAUAAUCUCCGAUCGUGAAACCUCUCGAGCGUCGAUACCACCGAUCAAAACCACACCUGUAAUCCCAUUAACGUUGAAUGCGCUGCUGGGUAAGAACGUUGGGAAGGGCAAGAAGGAGAGGUAUCAGAAGAUCAACAGCGUGGCGGUGCCUCGAGCCAUUUCUGGCCUCAUCACGUCGUGGCGCAUGAACACGGAUCAACUUGCUCAAUUCGCCAAGAAAUCGCUCGCGAAUGUUUUAAAGAUAAUUGGAGACGCAUACAGCGAGAUGUUGACUGCGACGAAGCGCAAGGCGCAACAACAGCGAUCGCUGUACACGACUCCACGUGGCAGUGGUCGAGUGUUGACUCUGUCGCAGAUUGUGUAUCAGUCUUUCCUUCACAGCUACGGGCUCCCGUCGAUCGCAGACAUGCAUCUGCUGGCGUUCUCGUGUGCAGUUGAGGUGUAUCGUACGCAACAUCUACGCGUUGAAUUCUUUGCCAGGUUCUGCUUUGAAGAAGGACCCAAGUCGGAGCUGACGAACUACUUGGAGUUCCUCGAAUGCAUCGUAUCGGAUGAUCUAACCGGGACGACGAUGAUGAGUACGCAUCGUCCAGUCACGCCCACUUCGUCCAGUGGUAACAUUAGCAAUACACGUCAGCCAACUGCAUCGAAACGAUCGCGGUUUGUUCCUCGACUCCCUGUCCCGGACAAGGAAAGCUGGGUGAUCUCUCUGGACCGAGCGCAGGAGAUCGCGCAGCUGUGCUUUCGAGAUAUGCGCAAGACGGCAGUGGCUGCCUUUUGCGAGAAUCUGGGUACGAUCGCAGCUCAAGGAAACUCGAGUGCCGUUCUCCCACCUCCAAUCUCAGUUGGGGUGAUACCCGAGACAACAAGCAGCGACCACGUUCUGAAUGUUGAUCACUUACUUCAACUGGUGGUAGCAGAGUGGAAACUGGAGCAGAUUCGUCGUGAACGCCACUUAUUCGAUGCAUUCCGCGCCGGAGAUGUGAAUGGCGACGGACAGUUAACGUCAGCGGAGUUCACUCAGAUCGUGCUGUCCAUUGACGCGUCUCGAGAUAUGGGCGACAUUCUACUCAUGUACAGUGAUACACUGCGUCGUAUCGAGUGCGAUCAAAUAAACCCCGAGAUAUUCUUACAAGUCGCGCGUGAACAUGAACUAGAUCGUGUGGUCUGGCAGGGAGAUGGAGACUUGUUUGGUGUAGUAAACGAAGUGACCGAUAUGGAGGCGACGUGGGCUCAUGUACGAGGGUUCUUUGUGGGUACUUUGGAAGCGUUGGCUCGAGACUUGCCGUCUACACACUUUCUCCGUGUGUGUGAAGGCGCUGGAUGCGGCUGUCUAAAGUGUCUGCUGGAUGGGUACGUUGGUUUCCAGAAGAUGCGUCGUGAGUUCGCACUCACGCAACAUCAGCAAAGACACUCUGGAACUCUAGGUCGCCGGAAGUCAAGCGUUGGCGUGUCGUCUCAGCUCGUAUGGGCUCGCUUCUGGCAUUUAAUGCGCCAACUACACGAUGCUGCAGCGGAGAGCGACGGGAUUGUGACUCCAUGGGAGGGCGUUUUAUACUCCCGGGAGCAACCAGUGCUAGCACUUGCUCUAAGAUCCAACAGUCGUCGACGAGACUCGUUGCCCAACUUUUUGUUUCCUGACACCGCACGAAUAACCGCAAAGAUGAGCCAUGUCCACGACCCAGAAGUUUUUGACGCCCCGACAAUUCACGCACAGUUCGCAUAUCUAUUGAAUAGUGUGUCAACAAAGGUCUCAGAAUGUACGCCACGGUCGUUGUAA
This is a messenger RNA of Phytophthora infestans T30-4, 4083 nucleotides long. RefSeq lists its product as uncharacterized. The transcript is spliced from 5 exons. Bases 1 to 4083 code for a protein of 1360 amino acids. Gene Ontology annotation, molecular function: calcium ion binding. The record is from RefSeq and is a predicted model, not a curated record. Lineage: Eukaryota; Oomycota; Peronosporomycetes; Peronosporales; Peronosporaceae.